Alternaria atra is the source of this 2019-nucleotide messenger RNA. RefSeq lists its product as uncharacterized. NCBI's taxonomy places the organism in Eukaryota, Fungi, Ascomycota, Dothideomycetes, Pleosporales, Pleosporaceae. The record is from RefSeq and is a predicted model, not a curated record. The transcript has 2 exons. Gene Ontology annotation, molecular function: protein binding. The coding region runs from base 1 to 2019 and encodes 672 amino acids.
AUGGCGUCUGUAACGUCUUUAGAUCAGGAUAUGCGAAAGCUGCGCAUGGACAGAUAUACCCCCCAAGCAGCCAACGAAGUCCGCAGCUGGAUAGAAGGCACACUGGGAGAGCGGCUGCCGACGGGAGAUCUGCUGGAUGCGCUCAAGGACGGGACCGUAUUAUGCAGACUUGUCAACCUCGCGAUACCCACUCCUGUUAGGUUCAAGAAGUCGGCCAUGCCCUUUAUACAGAUGGAGAACAUCUCCCACUUCCUCCGAGCCUGCGAACAGCCGCCGCUGAACAUGCCCGCACAUGACCGCUUCCUCACCGUCGACCUUUACGAGUCGAAAGAUCCAGCUCAGGUACUGCAAUGUCUCAGCGCCUUUAGCCGCGUCGCCAAUGCUAAGAACCCCGCCAACUUUCCCACCACCAUCGGCCCUAAGCGUGGCGGAGCUGGCGCAUUAAGUCCUUCAGCCACUGGCGGAGGCGGCAUGCCAAGCCCUGCAUUGCCAUCUCCUGGUUACUCACGUAGCAGGGGACCCAGCACAGCCAGCAACACCAGCGGUUCCAGCACGUUUAACCCCUUGGCGCGGCCGCCUGCUGAGCGGACGCUGAGUGCGGCGCGUACCGGAGGCUCGGACACAUCCUACACUUCCAACGGUCUCCCCAAGUCACCUCCAGGCGGAGUCAGUAGCUGGAGCAAGAAGGUUGACGAAGGCAGCACAGCACCGGCAUGGAACAUUCACCAGUAUGGCUACAUGGGUGGCGCGAGUCAGGGCAACCAAGGCAUCGCAUUCGGCGCACGGCGGCAGAUCACGAGCGCCGGUCCGCACGUGCCCAACCUGGCUGAGAAGGAGCGGCUGCGACGCGAGAAGGCAGCCGAGGAAGAGCGACUGCGUUUGCAAGCCGAGGAGGCCGAACACAAACGUCGCAUCGAGCGCGAAGCCGAAGAGGAACGCAUACGGAUCGAGGAAGAACAGAAGUGGGAGGAGGAGACACGCAAGCAGCAAGAGGCCAAGCAAGCGCGACUCGACCAGCAGAAGCGCGAGUGGGAGGAGCAAGAGCGCCAAUGGAAGCUGGACGAGGAGCUACGACAGCGAGAAGAGCGCGAGACACAGGAGAGGAUCGAGGCUGAGACACGACGAAAGCGAGCCGGAAGCGAUGCCAGGCUAAAGGGACAGUACCUAAGCCAGUAUCAGGCCGAACAAGUCAGGUCACCGCGCAGUCGGCGGGGAAGCAGCGAAGAGCCCAACGCUGAGCGAGACCGCAUACGAGAGUUGGAGCGCCAGCUCGAAGAGGCCAAAGAACGCGAGCGCCAAUACCAAGCGGAGCGAGAAGGACGCCUGCAAGACAAGAAAGUGCGCUCGCGGUCCAAGAGCCGUACACGCGAGCGAUCCAAGAGUCGUGCCCGGCCUCAACCUCCACCACGCGCCCCCUCGCCACAGGACAGCAACGUCUCAUGGGCCCAAGCAGACGAUCGCGAGUAUUUACGCAAACAAUGGGAUCAGACGCAAAGACAGCCGGCACGUCCUUUGCCAGAGCCCACACCUCCAUCUCUCCCCACCCGUCCACUUCCAGAGCCAACGACGACGCGCCCGCUUCCUGAUCCAGCAGCGUACACAAAGCAGAACCGGACAGAUCGCUACCUCGCAUCGAACCCCGCUCCCAUACCACCCAAACCACAGUCUUACAUUCCCCCAGAGUUGACCUCUACCUCUGAACAACGCACCGAAGAUGCGCGCCGCGCUGCCGCCCAACAGAAGACUAAAAACGCAGGUUGGGCUUCCAAGUCCCUUCUCGAGCGCGAGAUGGAGCGCGAACGCGAGCGCCAAAAGGAGUGGGAAGAAUCACAACGCGCGCUGCAAGAGGCCGCAAAGGAUCCCAAUGCGGGGACAGGCUCGGGUCAGAGCUGGGACGUCAAUCAGUACGGAUACAUGGGGGGCGAUAAUCAAAAUAGACUUGGGGGGAUUGGCGCGGGGAAGAGGCAGAUUGUUGGGCCUAGGCUGGGGGGACCGAGACCGUUUGGGCCACGGCAGUAG